Molecule: messenger RNA, 768 nt
Organism: Parnassius mnemosyne (clouded apollo)
Lineage: Eukaryota; Metazoa; Arthropoda; Insecta; Lepidoptera; Papilionidae
Source: the annotation of a GenBank genome assembly
AUGGUGGCAGGUAUUGUGUCUGGACGAUUGGCCCUUGUUACAGGAGCUGGUUCUGGUAUUGGUAGAGCAGCAUGUCAAGUACUUUCCCGUGAAGGUGCUACAGUUAUUGCAGCAGAUAAAGACUAUGAAUCAGCUGUAGAAACCAUAAAAAAGCAUACAGCCUUAGCUUCAGGGUCUAACGCUGUGGGAGAUCAUUGUGCUUUUGAAUUAGAUGUGUCAAACACAAAAUCUAUAUUAGACCUUUUCACCAAAUUGCAAAGGCAAUAUAAGGCACCACCAACAAUCAUAAUCAAUUCUGCAGGCAUUACAAGGGACAACUGGUUAUUGAAACUCUCCGAGGAUGACUUUAAUAGUGUACAUGAUGUUAACUUAAAGGGCACAUUUCUUAUUAUGCAAACAUUUGCUAAAGCAUUGACAGAGGCAUCACUGCCUGGGUCUAUAGUGAAUAUAUCAAGCAUUGUUGGCAAAUAUGGCAAUAUGGGGCAGACUAAUUAUUCUGCCAGCAAAGCUGGUGUUAUAGGGAUGACAAAAUCAGCUGCAAAGGAGCUUGGCAAAUUUAACAUAAGAGUAAAUGCGAUAUUACCGGGUUUUAUUGAUACACCAAUGGUGAAAACAGUUCCAGAAAAAGUGAAAGAGGGUAUGCUUAAAUUGAUACCUUUGGGAAGAUUAGGAGACCCCACAGAAGUGGCUGAAAUGAUCACAUUCCUAAGCUCUGAUAAGAGUUCAUACAUCACAGGAACAACAGUAGAGGUCACAGGAGGGUUCUAG